AUGGCCUGUCAGAGACAUGAUAAACCAAACAGACUGAGGGAAGAGCUGAGCUGCAUGCUGGUUGGUGAUGGAGCUGUGGGGAAGACCAGCAUGAUUAUCAGUUACAUCUUCAAUGGAUACAACAGUGAAUACAGACAGACCGCUUUUGAUGUUUUCACUGGUUUGGUUCACGUGAAUGGAGUACCAACUCGAAUCAAACUGAUAGACACUGCUGGACAGGAGGAGUUUGGACAUCUUCGCUCUCUCUGCUAUGCCCAUGUGGACGUCUUCAUCCUCUGCUUCAGUCUGGUCAACCCAGUCUCCUUUGACAACAUCACCUCCAAAUGGAUCCCACAGAUCCGAGCCGGCAACCCGACCUCUCCCAUUGUUCUGGUCGGAACUCAGUCAGAUCUUCGCCACAAUGUGAACGUCCUUAUUCAUCUGGACCAGCACAGCACCAAACCAGUGCACUUCAGCCGGGCCAGGAGGCUGUCACACAGGAUAAGAGCGUAUGGCUACAUGGAGUGUUCAGCUCUGACACAACACAACCUCAAGGAUGUGUUUGACUGUGCUGUAUUUGCUGCCAUCAAGCACAAAUACACUGGCGUGAAAUCUAAAAAGCUCAGCCUGCUCGAACGUUUGAGGACAUUUUGUGGUUGUAGAUGGAGGAAAAUCAGCAGAUUCAUCUGA
Messenger RNA from Plectropomus leopardus (leopard coralgrouper), 669 nucleotides. Its product is annotated as rho-related GTP-binding protein RhoV-like. Lineage: Eukaryota; Metazoa; Chordata; Actinopteri; Perciformes; Serranidae. Gene Ontology annotation, molecular function: GTPase activity; GTP binding. Gene Ontology annotation, biological process: small GTPase-mediated signal transduction. The record is from RefSeq and is a predicted model, not a curated record.